This is a messenger RNA of Orbicella faveolata, 3815 nucleotides long. Its product is annotated as protein mono-ADP-ribosyltransferase PARP15-like. Gene Ontology annotation, cellular component: nucleus; cytoplasm. Gene Ontology annotation, biological process: negative regulation of gene expression. NCBI's taxonomy places the organism in Eukaryota, Metazoa, Cnidaria, Anthozoa, Scleractinia, Merulinidae. Gene Ontology annotation, molecular function: transcription corepressor activity; NAD+ poly-ADP-ribosyltransferase activity. The record is from RefSeq and is a predicted model, not a curated record.
CUUCGGCUGGUGUCCACUAAUAGAGGGUGUCCGCUUAGUAUUUAUGGGGUCCGCUUAAUACAGGUUUCACUGUACAUGGAUCAAACGGAUCGGAGGAAGAAAUUUGAUGACAUUCUUUUGGCAAUACCGAUUCCUCUGUAACUGGUAUUUCCUCUGGGCCGCUGCAGUCGACAAUGUCAAAUUAUUCAUGUGGUCUGUUGACUUAUAUCUAAAUCGAUAAUUUAAGCUAAUUUAUGCAGUGCGAAUAGUUUAUUAUAAAGUUUCAAACCUUACAGUGCAAGACUGAAUUAUGCGAAAGCUUUACGAAUAAUGGCUAUACAUAAUAGGCUAUACAUGAUAGAUUAAGAAAAACCUAUUUAGGACACUCAUAUUGAAAACCGCUCUACUGCAUUUACUUACAAUAUUAUGAGUAUGUUAGUAUCAAUGUUAGUUAUUUGUUUGCAAAUUAUUUUUGUACAAACAAUAAAAAAGGCAAAAAAAGAACCAUAGGAGUAUCCUUGCAGCCAUUCAGAUCGCGAGGAAACGCUUCUAGUGAGAUUGCGUGACUGUUCAAAGAGACAAGUCGAGCACCAUCCUAACUUAUAGAGAAGUAGGAAUCAGACUUCAGUAUCCGUAUUCAAAAAUGACAAUUAUAUCGUCCGGAUAUUCCUAGACCCUCCUAGUGAAUGUUACCCAGGAGUACAUCAGCAGCUAGUGUGGAAGGUAGAUACCCUCAAAUAUUGGUGUCAUUGGCGAAUACUGAUCACGAAUGGCCGCUUAUCUGUAAUAUUGCAUUUUUUCAAAGUCCUCCAAAUUCUACAACAUCAACUUAAGGUCCUGAAGAAGCUCUGCAAUAGCGGUUACAGUGGCAAAUCUUUGGAGUGCGUGACUCGUAAUGUUGCGUGACCAGCCAAAGACGCGCGGGGCGCUGGGCUGGGUAUUUUACUUUGGCACCACUGCCGGUUGCGAGGAUUCACAUUUCACACUCACAGACGAGGGAAAAGCGAAAGCAUUGAAAUCUGCUUGAUUUGGUGGAGGGCCGGAUUCAGUACUUCAAGUUUCAGUCGAGUGAAGUGUUUUAGUGAGAGUACGACAGUUAAAACUCGUGAAACAUGUUGGUUGUAGGGUCUGAGAUCAAUAUGGACUACCAAACAGUGCAAGUUCCUUGCUCCAUCGAUGCCCUGCAGUUCAUAUUGCAGUAUCGCAUGCCACAAGUUAAGGCCAUAGAAAGGAAGCUCAGCGUGUAUAAUGCUGAAAUCGAUAUUGAUGCUCACGACAAGAUUUUGGUCACGGCUAGAAGUGAUGGUAUUAACUGGGCUGUACAAAUGGUCAACGAACUCAUUGACAAAGUUGUAUGUGACAGUUUUGAAAUCGUGCAACCUGGCAUCAAGACCUUCUGCGCCAAAGGCAGAUUAGAUAGCCUGCUGAGAAUGGUUAAAACUGAAGAGAAAUGUCACGUGGGUGUUGAAAUGAAAUUCCUUCACAAGCCAAAUAGCUCCAAUCCAAAUGGGUCAGCGGCAGUAGGUGCAGGCUCGCCGUCUACAAGCUGCAGUGCAAAUGUUUCGCCUGGUGCUAUCGGCAACGCGGAACCGUCAGUUAAUUCAUCAGUUGUCUUCGUUACCCCUCAAGGGCACAAGAUCUCAUGGAAGAUUGGAGACAUUGCAACAGAACAGGCGCACACGCUUGUUAGUCCUCAAGGUGUUUGUUCAGAAGCUAUUUUCUCUGCCGCCGGACCCAACAUUUCCAAAAUCUAUCAAGCUCCGCAACCAGGAGAAAUAACGAUAACCCCAGGGUACCUGUUGGCUUGCAGUCACGUGAUUCACACGUGCUGUUCUAAAUGGGAUGGAGGCCAUGGGGAAGCGACUCUGAGGUCCAUUGUCCGAAAGUCUCUUGCCAAGGUUACUGAGCUUGGAGGAAGUUCCGUCGCCUUUCCUGUGAUUGGAAGCGGAAAGUUAGCCUUUCCUCCACAAGAGUCGUCGUGGAUCAUGUUGACCGAGGCAUUGAAGUUUUGCCAAAGGAAUCCACAUUCCUUGGUGAAGGACAUUCGUUUUGUUUUGUUUCACGGAGAUCAAGCAGUUAUUGAUGCCUUUAAAAAGGAAAGUGACAAUUUGCAAGCGGAAAAUCGUCAAGUUGUGGAGGUCGUCCAAGGUGAUUUGUCUCAGGAGACAACAGACGCCAUCGUUAAUAUUAUUGGCACGGACAUGAAUAUAUAUGGAGCGGGAGAGUUAGGCAAAGCAAUAGCCAAGGCCAGCGGUGCUCAAGUGGAGGACGAGUGCAAAAGACUGGGCCAGCAGCCACCUGGAUCAGCUGUGAUGACAACUGGCGGGAACCUGGCAACGCCGAGCAUAAUUCAUAUGGUUGUAGGUUCCUCGACAAAGCAACAUCUCCAGCUUUGCGUGGAAAAAUGUCUUCAGCUAGCAGAGGCGAAUGGUCUGAAGACGAUCUCACUUCCGGCGGUUGGGACUGGGGCUGGUGGACUUUCGGAAGUGGACUCGGCCCAAGCAACAUUCCAAGCUUUGAGGAACAAUUUAAAAAGCUGCGUAAACUUGCGUCAAGUUAGAAUAGUCUUAUACCAAGCUAAGUUCAUGGAGGCUUUUCAAAAAGAACAGAAACUCAUGCAACAGCAAGAAAAUCAACAGCAAGUUUCCAUAAGUCCAUGUCCCGUGAAAACAGAAGAACCGCCGAGAAAGAAGCCACGCAUGACCCAAGAUGGCGUGCAGGAUCCAAAGAACAAAAACAGAGUGAUCUUUUAUGUCAGCGGCCCCAGCAAAGCAGCUGUCAAGAGAGCUACUGAUACACUGAAUCGAGGGCUCACGGAGGCAUUUACAACCCAAAAGGUUGAACAACGAGCUAUAGGCCAGCUCUCCAAGAAAGAGGUCGCUGGUCUCCAGAAACGGGCUCAGAAUCAUGACGUCAAAUUGGAAAUUAACCAACCCGUGAAUCGAAUUCUUGUCCAUGGUGAACACAGUGGUGUGGCAGAAAUGGUCGGUAAGAUCUGGUGCCUCCUUAACAAAAGAACAGAACAGAACAGGGCCAGUGAGCCCGCAAAACUGCCAACUGCAUCACUUCCAACAAACUGGGACCCAAUGCCUCGCAACCAAGCUGGAAAUGACGUGACUGUUCACACCGUUCAACUAUCUCCCUUGUCACGAGAGUACCAGCAAGUCACCUUAAAAAUUCAUCGGAAUGGAUGGUCGGCGACCAUUGCGAGUAUCGAGCGCAUACAGAAUCCUCAUCUUUACCAGGCUUAUCAACUUAGAAAGUCUAAAAUGGAUAAGGACAAUGGAGGAAACAAUGAGAGGCAGCUGUUCCAUGGGACAAAUCCCGAGAGCGUGACGAACAUCAACACUCAAGGAUUCAACAGGAGCUUCUCUGGGCUAAAUGUAGGAGCCGCUUUCGGUAAAGGAGUUUACUUUGCAAGAGAUGCAACAUACUCUUAUCUUUACGCCACUAGAAGUGGGGCUAGUGUUGGCAGCCGAUGUAUGUACCUUUCCAGGGUCCUGGUAGGGGAGUAUUGCAAAGGAAAUGAAAACAUGAUUGUGCCUCCUGCAAAAGACCCUUCACGGCCAGAAAUUUUGUUUGAUUCUGUGGUAAAUGACGCUGGAAAUCCAUCAAUCUUUGUUGUGUUUUUUGACAAUCAGUGUUACCCUGAAUAUUUGAUCAAGUUUUAAUAUAGGUUUGUAAUGUGAACGUUUAAUGCUUUAUAUAAUUGUUAUUAUUAAUUGUACAGUAAUAACCAAGGUAAACGAUGCUCAUUGUAUCAAGUAUAUAAUGUGCAUGUUUUAAUCCAAAGAGAAUUAUUUCCUUGUUACAGGUUUUAAGUUUUUAAGGUAAAU